CACGUGCUGCCACAUUUACUAUACGGCCGUAAUCAACCUACACUACCAAUUCACUAUUGGUGUUUUUUUUCACACAUUUUGUUGUGAUUCAACCAUAACCGAACAUCAGAUUAUUGCGUAUCUCGUCUUUAACAGCAAGUUAUCAAAAUGGCUUGUCCUAUAAGCAAAGAGCAUCUUAUACAGCUGAAGGUAUUCACAGAUUUAUGCAUUGCGAACCCGUCCAUUCUACUCCUACCAGAUCUCAGUUUCAUGAAAUCGUUCAUUGAACAUUUCGGUGGAAAUGUAUCAGAAAACAAGAGCAGCGAUUCUACAAGCUAUUCAAAGUUUAAACCUCAGCCUGCUGAGCCAAAUAUUCCAACUUCUGAGUCGCAACCAGAAUCUGAUGACAGUGACAUUGAAUUAGACAUGGAAGGAGUAGUCGAACCAGAUACAGAUGCACCCCAGAAAAUGGGUAAUCUAACGCUGCAACCCACAGAGGAAGAAUUGGCAGAAUCUCAAGCCAAGCGAUCUGAGGCUGUGUCUGCGUUUGUUGAAAAAGACUAUGACAAGGCGAUCUCUCUUUAUACAGAAGCCAUAGUACUGAAUCCUCAGGCUGCAUUGCUCUACGCAAAACGUGGGCAAUUGUACUUGAUGUUGAACAAACCAAAUGCCUGCAUCCGGGAUUGUGAUCGAGCUUUAGAAAUCAAUCCAGACAGCGCCGCAGCUCAUAAAUUUCGCGGAAGGGCCUACAGACUUCUUGGUAGAUGGGAAGAGGCUGCAAAUGAUCUACGCCUAGCAUGCAAAAUUGAUUUUGAUGAGCAGGCUGAUGAAUGGCUGCGGGAGGUAACCCCUAAUGCCCGCAAAAUUGAGGAGCACAAACGUAAACAGGAACGCAAAAAGGCUGAAAAAAUCGAGCGCGAGAGACUCGAAAGACUGAGAAAAGCGCGCGAAGAAGCAAAAGCAAGGGAUGAUAACACACGUCCAUCGCAAACGGAAGCUCCAACAGCAGGAGCUGGUGGUGGUGCAGGCGCUGCUGGUAUGGGUGAUUUUUACAAAUUCUUGAAUGACCCGGAAGUUCUUCAAGCCUUGAAGGAUCCGGAGGUAGGAGAAGCAUUCAAAGACAUUUCAGCAAACCCUGCCAACAUUUUGAAGUAUCAGAGCAACCCGAAGAUUAUGGCACUGAUUAAAAGAAUGGCUUCUAAAUUUGGGGGCCCAGGAGGAAUGCCUGCUGGCAUGGCUGGCAUGCCCGGUAUGGCAGGUAUGGCAGGUAUGGCAGGAGGCAUGGGUGGAUUUUCGGACAUGAUGGGUGGGAUGCCCGACUUUGGUGGUACAGGUGCAGCACCGAGUGAUCCGACUAAACCUACGUAUCCUGCAGACGAUGUUGGCCUCGAUUAAAUUCAACAGACGCAGCAACUUGGGGUUUAUUCUAUUACUAUGAUUUUCAUUGAAGCUCCGAUUAGAUGCGGUAACACAGUUCUAUCUAUCCUGGUAUUAAAAGCAUUUAUCUGUUUCCAAUACUUUAAUCCAACAAUUAUCUUGUGACACCUAAACUGUAAAACUUACUAUGAUUUAUUUUUUAUAUCUUGUAAACUUUCUCCUAAUCCAAUUAGUAAUAUCGUGUACUUAGUACUGGAUAGGUAAUUAUCACAGUCUAUGAUACAUACCUAUGUUUUAAAUCUAGAUUUUAUGCAUGUUAUGUAUUGAGCAAGCCAUCAUUGUUGUUUAAAAGAAAAAAAAAAAAACAAAAAAUAAUUACAUUAAAAAAACAAUCAACUUUAAACUCUACGUGACAAAAUAUUCUUCAAUAAAAUUUACAUAAUAUCGCACAA
Molecule: messenger RNA, 1808 nt
Organism: Athalia rosae (coleseed sawfly)
Lineage: Eukaryota; Metazoa; Arthropoda; Insecta; Hymenoptera; Athaliidae
Product: putative protein FAM10A4
Exons: 6
Coding region: 148-1374 (408 amino acids)
Molecular function (GO): Hsp70 protein binding; protein dimerization activity
Source: RefSeq, a predicted model, not a curated record